UGUAAUGAAAGAAAAUAAAGAUGGUAACUAUCAAAGAAAGAAAGGAUUAUGUGAGUAUAAGAAGUCAAAUAAUUUUUAAGUGAAAAGAAGGAUAUCAAAAGGAGAUUUAGCUAUAAAAUAUAGAUAUUAUAUUUAAGCACCUUUAAUUUCAGAUUUAUAAUCUGUCAAAUUUUAUAGAAUUUUUAUUCUGUAAAAGUAUUUACAUUUAUAUUAUCUAAAGAAUUGAGC
Molecule: messenger RNA, 228 nt
Organism: Paramecium pentaurelia
Lineage: Eukaryota; Ciliophora; Oligohymenophorea; Peniculida; Parameciidae
Source: the annotation of a GenBank genome assembly